Molecule: messenger RNA, 1533 nt
Organism: Sungouiella intermedia
Lineage: Eukaryota; Fungi; Ascomycota; Pichiomycetes; Serinales; Metschnikowiaceae
Source: the annotation of a GenBank genome assembly
AUGGCACUUUUUCUUUCUAAAAGCGAAGACGGAAUCGCCCAAGCAUGGGCAAUGGCAACCCUUGGCUCGCUGCUGGCCCAUCGUCGCUCGCUUCUCAAGUCUGUAAAUUCAAUUUCUAUACCAGAAACCUGCCAACUUAUAAUUUCUUCGCCCACAAGCACUCUUCCUCUCCGCAUCUCUUCAAGUCUCUUGUACGGGAUGUCGUUGAUAUAUAAGCAGAAAGUGACGUGUAUGUUUAACGACCUCUUGUCCGUUUACACCCGCAUUUCUAUUCCUUACGCCCAGCCUCAAUUGGAAGAGAUAUCUCCAACCAGCACUUUGGCUGCAAAAAAACCUUCCCACAGGCAGUACUUGAGCGAUGACGCCAAAUUCAAUAUAGCAGAGGAUUUUGUUCCCGAUUUCGAAUUGGAGCCCUCGGUGGCCAUGGAAUUGGCUCUCCAAAUCAUGAAACAGGAUACUCUUCUUAAUAAUAUAGACCCAGGGAACAUCCCACUAGCGGAAGAAGCAGAAGCUCGCGAUCUACUGUUUGAAAGGUUCAUGGACAAGUCGUAUGCAAGCAUUCAUAUGGCGCCCGACGAAGGAUACGACGUUGACUUUGAUUUUGAUCAAAACGGAGACAUCAUUGUCCGAAAUAAUACUGAUAAAAGUGAUUUGGAACCUGGAGACGUUUUGACGUAUGCAGAUUUCGACCAAGACCUCCAUGCCAUUGAAGCUCCGACGGAAGAACUCACUAAAACUCACAACUCGGGUUCCAACGACCCACACUUUUCUACUACUGCAAAUUUGACAGCGGCUGCUGAUGUUCCAUGCCAGAAAGGUAACAAGAGGAAGUUUCGCUUCGUCAAAGAUGAUCAGUUGUAUUCUCUUCAAGGCGUGAAAAGAUCAAAAUCGGUUAAGCAUCAAGUGUCAUUCCCAAAUUUGAUAGAACUUCUCAGUCGUACAAGUCCUCACUUUGUCAAUUCAUGCUAUAAGGCAGUGUUUGGCCCAGUUAUUACUUCUUCAAUUCCUCGGGACCGGUUACCUCUGGCCGAACGUCACCCACGAGCAUCACAGGCAACAUUACAUAGGUUUUUUCACGAUUUGGUGGAGAUCGAAGAAGGACGAAACAUCAGGGCACCAAACACAAGCUUCGAUAAUUUAGAUAUCUUUCUUAAUCAAAACGACGUUCCUGAAGACGAACAAUUCUUUCAGGACAUUGAUUUUGACGUGAUACUAAACCUCUCUUUGGAUACAUCGCUUGACGAGUUACAGCACGGAAAUAAUGAGGCGUCUCCAUAUGCUCAAAUGCUCAGCAAAUUUAACAGUUUUGUAAAGACGAAGUUGGGGCAAGAAGAGGUGGAUCAGAUUAGUUUUGAGCAGCUCGUUCCAAGCAAGGCAACCAUCAGCGAGCGGUCAGUGACAAAGAGGUUUGCCGCAUCUGCUUUCGCAUCAUUAUUACAACUCGCUACAUUGGAUCAAUUGCGAAUCGAGAGUUCAGAUUUAGCAUGGUCACUGAAGGGUAGUGACAUAUACUUACGUAUGUCUCAUGUUUAA